AUGCAGCGGGUCGUCGUCAUGCGCCACGGCGAUCGCCUCGACCAUUCCGAGCCCAUGUGGCCCGCCAACAAGCCGCGCCCCUGGGACCCGCCGCUCGACGACGCCGGCCUCCUCCGCGCCUGGACCGUCGGCAAGUGCAUCAGGGCCGCCGCCGCCAAGCAGGGAUGGGCCCUCCACCGGGUCCUCGUCUCCCCGUUCCUGCGAUGCCGACAGACCGCCGCGCGGGCGGUCGCCGCGCUAUGCGCCAUCCCCGACGACGACGCGCUGCUCGCGGUCGGCGACCCGGCCAAUGUACCCCUCGACACCUCACGCGUCAAGGUGUCUAUCGAGUAUGGAUUGUCUGAGAUGAUGAACACUCAAGCAAUGGGCAUUAUUGUUAGCAAGCUGGCUCCCAGCGUCAACAAGUGGUUCCCUGACUUGCCAGAGCUCGAAGCCGACUUCCCGGCUGGAACCAUCGACCAUUCUGCACAACCAAUCUACCCGGAGGUACCCAAGUGGGAGGAAUCCAUCAUGGAGGCAAGAAGCAGAUACGCAAGCAUCAUCAAGGCUCUUGCUGACAAAUAUCCUCAUGAAAACCUGCUCUUAGUAACACACGGUGAGGGCGUUGGUGCAUCGGUUUCGUACUUUGAGAUGGGACUAGAGAUCUACGACGUGGAGUACUGUGCAUACUCUGUUCUGGAGAGGCAGGUGACUGUGAAGCCCGGUGAUGAACAUGGGGGCUUCACCGCAGAUAGCUUCAAGGUCAUGACCAAGAGUGGCAGCACAGGCAUACGAUACGCCCCGGUGUCAGAGGGCUGGUUUGUUGGUUGA
Messenger RNA from Miscanthus lutarioriparius, 810 nucleotides. The record is from the annotation of a GenBank genome assembly. NCBI's taxonomy places the organism in Eukaryota, Viridiplantae, Streptophyta, Magnoliopsida, Poales, Poaceae.